Messenger RNA from Aspergillus fijiensis CBS 313.89, 864 nucleotides. RefSeq names its product nuclear transport factor 2 family protein. Bases 215 to 733 code for a protein of 172 amino acids. Lineage: Eukaryota; Fungi; Ascomycota; Eurotiomycetes; Eurotiales; Aspergillaceae. The record is from RefSeq and is a predicted model, not a curated record. The transcript is spliced from 3 exons.
CUCAUGUCUCCCGUUCCUCUCAGUCAAGAUUCCGGCAAUACAGCUUAAGCACAUUAGACUAUACAACAGACCUUCCUUCUAAGCCAUCUACCAUUCUCCAUCCACAACACCCGCAGUAUUUCCUCCGCUUACUGCAACCUACACCGCCAAAAGCCACGAGGAAUCACUCCAAGGUACCACAUUAACACUCCGAUUCUUCUACAACAGACCGAAGAUGACGUCCGACAUCCCCGACAUCCCCACAUUCCUCCCCAGUAUUCCUCCGCAAACCAAAGACGCCAUCAUCGAUCCCGUAUACCGCGCCCUUCUCGCGAUUGACACCGCCAAUCCUGCCCUUUUCGCCUCUGCCAUCCACGAAGCCGCCCGCUUCAGCUUGAACGGUCGUCUUCUCGAGGGCGCUGACGCCAUUAAGACACAUGUGUACGAUAUAGUGUCCAGGAUAGACACGACCCACCACCUGUCCAACCUCCGCGUCACCGCAUUCGAUGAGGUGAAAGGUACGGCUAGCUUGGUUGCUACCGUUCUGGCACAGCACUACCGACAGGCAGAGGGCCUGGAUGCUUCUUCCAAGGGAUUGUUGGCGGGAGGUUUCUAUUUUGUCGAAGCUGUCCGCGAAGGGGAAGAUAGUGAUGUGUGGAGGGUUAAAGAAUGGGUCUUGAGGGUUCUUUGGAGGGAAGGCGACGAGAGCGUAAUGGCGAGCGUCAACGGAAACGGUGACAAGAAGGAAGAGUAGAGAGGGAGGUCUUAUAUGGAACAAGAUGCGGACGACUAUAUGUAAAUGAUCUGGCUGGGUGGGUGAUUGGUAUCUUAUGAGAGGCACGCAUGAUGGGUUUUUAAGGCAUUCCAAAUCCAGAACAGCGAUCA